Molecule: messenger RNA, 1789 nt
Organism: Miniopterus natalensis
Lineage: Eukaryota; Metazoa; Chordata; Mammalia; Chiroptera; Miniopteridae
Source: RefSeq, a predicted model, not a curated record
AUUUACAUUGAAUUCAGUUAGUUGAGUUGUUUUAGCUUAGGAUAUAAGUUAAUUAAGUUAAAUAAUUAAUUUUUCUUUUUUUGUGAUAUAUUAAAGAUGUAUAUUCCAGUGAGUGUGAAAAUACGUCGAGAAAAAAGAAAAUGUCAGAAGAAUGUGAAGCCAGUACUAUGGAUUCUCUGGUAGAUUUGUCACUUGCUGCUAUAGAUAUUAAAGAUGAUUGUGAACUCACUGAUGUACCUCAAAUAAAUUUGGAGAAGAGUGAAGAAAAUGAAUGUGAAGAUCAAAUAAGGAAGAAGAAAAAAAAGAACAAAGACUAUCAACCGAACUAUUUCCUAUCCAUUCCGAUCACCAACAAAGAGAUAACAAGAGGAAUUAAGAUUCUGCAAAGUGCAGUAAUAAAACAAGAUGAGCGCCUGGCCAAGGCAAUGUGCAGUGAUGGUUCCUUUCAUAUUACCCUUCUGGUGAUGAAGUUAAACGAACAUGAAGUAAACAAGGGUAUUGAUGCUCUUUUGGAAUUAAAACCGUCCAUAGAAGAAAUCCUUCAAGGAAAACGCCUGAUUUUGUCCUUUGAAGGCAUUGACACUUUUAACAAUCAGGUUGGAUUUGUGAAGCUGGCAGAAGGAGACCACAUGAACCCACUUUUGGAAAUUGCAGAGGCUGCAAAAAUGACAUUUCAAGAAAAAGGCAUCUUGGCAGGAGACAGCAGAAGUUUUAAGCCUCAUUUGACCUUCAUGAAAUUGUCCCAAGCACCAUGGCUCCGGAAGAAGGGAGUGAAAAAAAUAGACCCCAAGUUCUAUGAAAAAUUUAUCAAUCACAGAUUUGGAGAAGAAUUGGUCCACCGCAUUGAUCUUUGCUCCAUGCUGAAGAAAAAGCAAAGUGAUGGUUACUAUCACUGUGAGUCUUCAAUUGUGAUUGGUGAUAAGAAUGGAAGUGAGCCUGAUGAUGCUGAACUGGUAAAGCUCAGUAAGAGGCUGGUGGAGAACGCAGUGCUCAAGGCUGUCCAGCAGUAUCUGGAAGAAACACAGAACAAAAACAAGCCAGGGGAUGGGAGCUCUGUGAAAACUGAAGAGGCUGAUAGGAAUGGCACUGACAAUGACAACAGGAAAUGAGACCCAAUGCAGGCAGGCCCCGUUGCUCUGUGAGAAGCAUCCCUGCUUCCCUCUGCUGAGUCAAUGGACUGAUUUGCAAUGUGCUGUUUAAGUGUCUCUUGUCCAAUCUGUGGAGGUUGCCUAAUACUUUCAUGAUCAGUGUGUGUGCAUUUCUGAAACACAACAGAAGAAAAACCGAAAGCUGGGACUCGCAGAGGACAUUAAUUUAUGAAAGAAGAAUGGCCCAAGUUUCACUUGCCCUCAGCCAUGGCCAAGGGAGAGGGGACUUUGGGUUAUGCCUCAUGGACUCAAAGGCCGUGGAAGGGGCCUUACCAUAAUUGGAAUACUGCCAUUUAUAUUGCUUAGCAGGGCAUUUGACUACUUUAUCUGAGGCCAAAACACACACACAGCUAACGAGUGCUAAGUUUAAAAUAAUCACUGUUGAAAUUACCCAUAUAGUUAGUCCAUAAUGUUUUAUGUUUGUCGUACAUAUGCUGUUGCUAUGCAGUGAUCUUUAUUUACACUACAUUUGUUUCAGGUAAAUAAUAUAUUUUUUGGCAAAAUGCAACUUUUUCUAUAAAAUGUGGGCAACAUUUUAAAGGAUUCUUUUUAGCCCUCUUUUGAUAAGUCAGUGUGCCAUAUUUAAUGUUUUUCAUUUGCAUUUGUAUGUAAAAUGUAUUAUAAAUUUUCUUUCUGUAGGC